AUGGGCGUCCUAUUACCUCGUCAAUAUUAUUGUGACGGCGGUUUUUAUGACAGCGGCAACUGCUCUUCACCGUGGUCGAACUGGGGCCGAUGGGUUGUCCUCGCGGUCAUCGUUGCGUUUGGUUUUAUCGUCUUCUUCGUUAUCACAUGCGUCAACGCCCGUCGUCGCCGCAGACACGGACAGAAUCCUCUACCAGGCACGGCAUGGAUGGCACCUCCUCCAGGGCCUCCUCCAGCACAGUAUUAUCCGGAUCCAAACUAUCCCCCGCCACCGCAGUAUUCGCCGAACCCUCCACCUGCUCCGUCGUACUACGCACCUCCACCGCAACAGGGAUACUUUGGUGGACAGCAGCAGAGUGGCAUUGAGCUGCAACCGCCGCCGAAUGUCUACCAUGCUGGGGACCCGGUAUAUCCACCUCCUCCGGGACCUCCUCCGCCAAAGGAGUGA
This is a messenger RNA of Paecilomyces variotii, 447 nucleotides long. RefSeq names its product chitin synthesis regulation, resistance to congo red-domain-containing protein. The record is from RefSeq and is a predicted model, not a curated record. Gene Ontology annotation, biological process: vesicle-mediated transport. The coding region runs from base 1 to 447 and encodes 148 amino acids. Lineage: Eukaryota; Fungi; Ascomycota; Eurotiomycetes; Eurotiales; Thermoascaceae. The transcript has 3 exons. Gene Ontology annotation, cellular component: intracellular membrane-bounded organelle.